Carassius carassius (crucian carp) is the source of this 751-nucleotide messenger RNA. Its product is annotated as polyamine-modulated factor 1-binding protein 1. Bases 52 to 726 code for a protein of 224 amino acids. The record is from RefSeq and is a predicted model, not a curated record. NCBI's taxonomy places the organism in Eukaryota, Metazoa, Chordata, Actinopteri, Cypriniformes, Cyprinidae. The transcript is spliced from 6 exons.
CGCAAGCACGCACACACUUAUCUUCAGUUCAGAGCCGGUGGACACACGAACAUGGACUCUUCUGCAGUUGACGGAGGAAGAGCUGAAGAAGAGUGUGAGACAGCAGACAGGAAGAGGAAUCUGCAGGACCUCCUCAGACAGGAAAUGGACAUGCAUCUUACUGAGGGCAGGGCCAGCAUCCAGAGGAAUCAGGAGAGAGUGAACCGCAUCACACAGCUGAAAGAGGAGAUCAGGUUACAGGAGACGCACAGAGAAUCCGACCAAUCACACGCCACCAGCACAGCGGAUUACGAGAAACUCCUGGAGCGCAGAACUAGACUGAGAGAGAGUCACGAGAGACUGAUCGAGAAUGAACUGAUGAAGAUGGAGAGAGAGUUACAGGAGGAGCAGAUGGGUGGUGUGGAGGGCGAGAUGUGGUACCUGCGCAGAGAGAGACACAUCCUGGUCCUUCAGAUGGAGGCGCUGCGCAGAGAGAACCAGCAGGCGUCUGCAGACCUGGAGACCCAGAGCAGACAGCACCAGCAGCAGAUCAGCAGCCUCAGAGAAGAGAGUCUGCAGGUGUUCAGGGCGUUUCGUGAGGUUCUGGAGGAACAGAGAUGCCUGUCUGAGAGGAGGUACAGGAAUCUGCUGCUAGACGCCAUUCAGGAUGCUGUUCAUCUGUCCUCACAAAACCUGCAGCUCCAGGAGGAGAUCCAGCAGCUCUGGAAAGAGCUCGGUCCCACUUGAUGCAUCUGAUCCAAAACAGAUUGAU